Molecule: messenger RNA, 2307 nt
Organism: Sycon ciliatum
Lineage: Eukaryota; Metazoa; Porifera; Calcarea; Leucosolenida; Sycettidae
Product: glutathione hydrolase-like YwrD proenzyme
Exons: 8
Coding region: 88-1749 (553 amino acids)
Source: RefSeq, a predicted model, not a curated record
ACAAUGUAGUAAUGAUCCUGUUCCAGUGUUUGUUUGAAAAUCCGAGUGUACGGUCGAUCACGUCCACGCGAGUAGAAGAAAAUAACCAUGUCGAUCUCGUUCAACUCUCGUCGCUCGGCAUGUCUCAGUCGACGCGACUGCGUUGCUUCCAGCCAGCAGUUGGGCACCAAGGUCGGCCUGCAGAUCCUGAAGGACGGGGGCAAUGCGGCCGAUGCCGCUGUGGCUGUAGCAGCCGCUCUGAACGUCACUGAACCCUGCAGCACAGGAAUAGGCGGCGACUGCUUCUGUCUGUACUACGAUGCGGCGAAGAAGCAGGUGUUCGGCCUGAAUGGGAGUGGCCGCUCGGCUGAGAGCCUUAGCUUGGAGCGGCUGGAAAGCGAGGGCUAUACGGCCAGCAAUCCACUUCCGGCACGGCAUGCGUACAACGCCACUGUUCCCGGUGCUGCUGCCGGCUGGGUUGACACUAUUGAGAAGUUUGGUAGCGGCAAGCUCACCAUGACGGACGUACUGCAGCCUGCUGUUGAUCUGGCCGACGACGGUGUGCCCGUGGCUGCCAUAUGCGCCUUCCACUGGCAGCGCGGUGCCGAUGUGCUGACGCAGGACCUGAAGGAGAAUAACGGCGGCGACCUGCUGGUGGACGGGAAGGCGCCGCAAGAAGGUGACGUAGUCAAGAUGCCAUUCCUAGCCGACACGUUCAGAGCCAUCCAAACACAGGGCAAGGCUGGAUUCUACUCUGGCCGCAUUGCUCAGGCCCUGAUCAAUGUCGUACAGGCGAAUGGUGGAGCACUGACGAUGGAGGACUUGGCAAAUCAUAGGACAACGUUUGAGGAUCCGAUUCACACCUCGUAUCGGGGCAUCGAUGUGUGGGAGAUAGCACCAAAUGGUCAGGGUCUUACUGCUCUGAUGGCCCUGAACAUUCUCGAGAAUUUCCAGAUGAAAGAAAUGGGCCACAACUCCGUUCAGUACAUACACACGCUGAUCGAAGCGCUGCGCCUGAGCUUCGCCGACACCUUGUGGUACGUCGCCGAUCCGGCCAAGCAGAAGGUACCCGUUCAGGAGCUCCUGUCCAAGACAUACGCAAGGGAGAAGUCGUUGACGAUCUCGGCAGAAAAAGCACUGGCGGACUGCAAGCGUGGGUCUCCUGCUAACAGCAGUGAUACCGUCGUGUUCAGCGUGGUGGACAGCGCAGGAAAUGCGUGUUGCUUCAUCAACAGCAACUACAUGGGCUUUGGCACGGGUCUGGUGCCCAAAGACUGCGGGUUCUCCCUUCAGAACCGCGGUGCCAAUUUCUCCCUUGAUCCGUCGCAUCCGAAUCGCCUCGAAGGCGGCAAGCGUCCCUAUCACACAAUCAUUCCGGGCAUGGCAACGCACAUGGGCUCUGGCGAGCUGUACGCCUGCUUCGGAGUGAUGGGCGGCUUCAUGCAACCGCAAGGACACGUGCAGGUCCUACUAAACAUGAUCGACUACGGCAUGGACCCACAGGCAGCUCUGGACGCUCCUCGGAUCUGCAUCGGUUCAGGCUACGGCUUCACAACGGAGUCGGACGUGGCCAUGGAGGACGGCAUUGACGAGGCUACGUGCCAGCAGCUGAAGGCCAUGGGGCACAAUAUAGCAGGACCGGUGUGCGGUCACGCUCGCGCGCUCUUCGGGCGCGGCCAGAUCAUCGCGCCGCGACUAGCUGCGUCCGGCGAGCGCGUGUGGUGGGCCGGAUCCGACGGCCGUGCUGACGGCAUGGCCCUGGGUAACUAAGCAACACUUAACCAGUGUAUAGUACACAUACCGUGUUGCAUCAUCUCGAGUCGACAACAUUCUGUAUAGUUACCUAUCAUUGCCAACUCAACUAUCUGAGCAUGAUUGGCUAAGGCGGCCUCUUUUAUAAAUUGUAAAUACAGACAACCAGAGUGCCUCGCCGUGGUUACCGUGACGUUUACGAGUCAACCCACAUGCUGGUGGCAUCAUGCUAUUUGCAAAUACUGUACGAAAACGGAGUACAGAAUUUCAUAGUAUUCAUUCCCGAUUAUUUCAGAGCAAUUUAGGCACACGGAAACAUUUGAAUCAGUCUGCGAUUUUUGCUCUGUGACUGCGGUGGAUGAAUGCAUUCAUAUUAUUCCUAUCCGUGUUGAUAUUUUACAGAACCGCGAAUUUUGAAACUGUAUCUUAUUAUUCUAUUUUCCAAUCCUGGAUACUGUAGGCCGAUGAUUUGUUUGCCUGCUGGCGUGUGUGAGCCCAACACCAGGAAUGGGUGUCUGACAUGGUCGCUGAGGGUAUUAUAGGCUAUAUAACUUUGAUAUUUACUUUCUUUUGUAA